AUGCUUGCCAAAAUUCAGGCCAUCUCAGCUGGUCUCCCCAAAAUUCUGGUAAUUUUGCGCGAGGUAAAUGCUGAGGAACUCCAGUGUAUUCCCGAUUUGUUUGUGCUUGAGUAUUUCCUAAAUUUCUUCUAUCUCUAUUGCCCAAUUCUUCUGAUAAUUCUGAUUGAGUACUUCCGACCUCACUAUUAUCAGCUAAUGCGAUUUCAAUAUCAUCAAUCGCUUCCCUCCCAUUGUCCAUCCAUUCAGUCAAAUGUUUCUCUCCCUGUAAGAAACUAUUAAAAACAAACCUUUCUGCUC
Messenger RNA from Meloidogyne enterolobii, 297 nucleotides. The record is from the annotation of a GenBank genome assembly. Lineage: Eukaryota; Metazoa; Nematoda; Chromadorea; Rhabditida; Meloidogynidae.